This is a messenger RNA of Puntigrus tetrazona (Sumatra barb), 1536 nucleotides long. RefSeq lists its product as uncharacterized. The record is from RefSeq and is a predicted model, not a curated record. The transcript has 8 exons. Lineage: Eukaryota; Metazoa; Chordata; Actinopteri; Cypriniformes; Cyprinidae. The coding region runs from base 266 to 1174 and encodes 302 amino acids.
GCGAGGCUGGAGUAAUGACUGAUGGGAAUUUAGCUUAGCCUCACACAUAUACAUUAUAUUAAGUAUAUUAAAAUAGAAACCCAUUAUUUUAAUUGGUACUUUUUUACUACUGGUUUUUUUUUCAGGUCCAGUCAGAAAGAAAAGUGGGAGGAAAACUAGGAUCAUGUGACUCUGUUGUAACUCAAACCAAUAUAUUUAAACCAGGAACAGCAUUCAUUCAAACCUUCUCAAACAACAGCAGAAAGAAUCACAAAAAUCGCUUGACAUGAAGAUGAGAGUUUUCUACAAGAGUCUGCUGUUUCUGCUGGUUUGGACAAAGACAGGAGGAGAAGUGAACAUAGCGACACAGGGCACAGCCGAUCAGUCCACAACGCAUAUUGCCUGGUAUGCCACGAACGCUCUGGAUGGGUUGAACUCCACCUGCACUCAUACAGAGUUACAGAGUAACCCGUGGUGGAGGCUGGACCUGAAGACGACGUACAGAGUGUACAGAGUGACCAUCACUAACAGACCCGACUGCUGUGCAGAGAGGAUAAACGGGGCGGAGAUUCGGGUCGGAUCAGAUCUUUUUAACAACCCGGUAUGUGCUGUAGUUUCUUCUAUUCCAGUGGGAGCUACUUCCAGCUACUUGUGUAAUUGGAUGAAGGGACGCUAUGUUACUGUGAAUAUUCCUGGAGAUUCAAAGUAUCUUACUCUCUGUGAAGUGGGAGUCUACGGGAUUAUAGACAAUUUGGCAACAGGAAGAACCGUCACACAGUCAUCAACCUAUCCUGGCCUCUGGACUGCUGAUCGAGCCAUUGAUUCAAAUCCAGAUUUCAUGCAGCCGUGGUCAACAUGUUCCUCAACCGAUAUUCAGACUAACCCAUGGUGGAGGCUUGAUCUGGGCUCUGUGUACAGAGUUAAUAGAGUCGUCGUCACAAACAGAAUAGACUGCUGUCCAGAACGAAUAAACGGAGCUGAGAUUCACAUCGGAAACUCCUUGGAGAACGACGGCAACAACAAUCCCAUAUGUGCUGUGAUUUCUAGUAUUCCAGCUGGCGCUUCCUCCACCUUCACAUGUAGUAAUAAGGCUGGACGAUAUGUAAAUCUGUUCAUUCCUGGAGAUUCAAAGAUUCUUAAUCUGUGUAACAUUGAGGUCUAUGAAGAAGACGACACUUGUGAAGAGGGAACUUGAAGUCUGAGUCCGUCUGAAACUCCAGCUCCAGUCACAGUCCGUUCUGGUGGAAAGAGGCUUUUCUGACGAGAAGAGAGAGAUGAUGAUGAUGAUGAUGAUGAUGGCUGAACCUAAACUAUCUUCAAAUCAGCUUUGCUCUUUAUUUACUGCACAUGCUGGACAUUUCUCCAUUUCUUAAUGUUGGUCACAAAGUUGCAUGUCAAAAGUGAACCUUUCCUUGUUACUUUAAACUAAUUUCUAUGGAAAACAAGUUUAACAAGUUUAAUUUAUUAAUGAUAAAAUGUCACAUGGUAAACUGUUAAAUAUAUGAUCAUUCAACAUGUUUUAUUCUGUACUUUAAUGAAUUGCUGUAUUAAAACAAA